CUUCCGGUCUGCGCGAGGCUCUGGCGGAGGGGUCGCCGGCCCGGAGGAACCUGUGUUGGGUGUCCUGCUCCGGGGGGGGGAAAGGUGUCCGAGUCCGGUCCUUGUCGUCUGCGUUGCUGCCCCGAGACGGCGCGAGUUCGCGGGCAGUGACCCUGACGUCCGGUCCGAAUUCUCGGCCGCUGCCCCCGAGAGGUGGGGUGAAGCUUCCUGCCUUUCGCCUUUGUUCUGGUGCUGGCUGCAAGAUGAACUGUCGAUCAGAAGUGCUGGAAGUGUCAGUGGAGGGGCGGCAGGUGGAGGAGGCCAUGCUGGCCGUGCUACACACCGUGCUCCUGCACCGCAGCACGGGCAAGUUUCACUACAAGAAGGAGGGCACUUACUCCAUCGGCACCGUGGGCAUCCAGGAUGUUGACUGUGACUUCAUUGACUUCACGUAUGUGCGUGUCUCCUCUGAGGAGCUGGACCGGGCCUUGCGCAAGGUUGUUGGGGAAUUCAAGGAUGCACUGCGGAAUUCAGGUGGUGAUGGGCUAGGCCAGAUGUCCUUGGAAUUCUAUCAGAAGAAAAAGUCUCGUUGGCCUUUUUCAGAUGAGUGUAUCCCUUGGGAGGUGUGGACGGUCAAGGUGCAUGUGGUAGCCCUGGCCACGGAGCAGGAGCGGCAGAUCUGCCGAGAGAAGGUGGGUGAGAAGCUCUGUGAGAAGAUCAUCAACAUUGUGGAGGUGAUGAGCAGGCACGAGUACCUGCCCAAGAUGCCCACGCAGUCAGAAGUGGACAACGUGUUUGACACAGGCCUGCGUGAUGUGCAGCCCUACCUCUACAAGAUCUCCUUUCAGAUCACUGAUGCCCUGGGCACCUCCGUCACCACCACUAUGCGCAGGCUCAUCAAAGACACCCUUGCUCUGUAGGCCUUGCUGGGGCCUUGGCAGCUCCUUGAUGGCUCUGGGAGUCUGAUGCUGAGGUCUUGGGGCUCUGGAACCUGCUCUAGAUUCUUGGUGAGACUUGAAGAGAAGUUCCAGGUGUCCUUGUUUUGUGGUUACCAGCCUCUGGUGACCCUGUCGCCUUUGCAGUGGUUCUGUUCUAGAUGCAACCUUUCCACACCUCUCCUGGUGGGGUCUCUUUCUACACUGUACAGAACUACCAUGAGGGUUGCAAAUAAAGUUGAGAUGUGAGUUUGGCUCAGCUGUCUUGGCUUGUGUCCUGCCAUGAACACUUUGUGACAUUCUCAUGAGGACACAUGUAUGCUGAGGGCAUUCCAAACCGAGAGAAGUGGGUUGAUGCAGUUAAGCUGAUGGAGCUUAUGGUGUUAGACAUUCAUAUGUAGGUGUCCCCCAACCAGAUGUGACCAUGACUUGUCCAAUAGUGGGACAAUGGGUGCUUUGUCUUUAUGGCACAUACACAAAAAUUGUUUAACUAGGGGUAUUUAAGGAAAGGUGGGUCUUGGGGUUGUGGUUUCCAGUGACACUGCCCAGGUUGGCAAUGCUUGGGAACGCACUCAUUUUUACACAGGUGUACUCUGUCUCCACCGCUACACUCCUCACUUAUUCUGUAAUUUGGAAUGCUGUUGGCUACAUUUGGGAGAUCUAAGCCCAACUGAGUGAACGCCCAUAGGGAGGAACACUGAAGCUGGUUGGGUCCUGGCCAUGGUCCUGGAGCGGGGAGCUGGGAUGAUUUCCAGGUCAUGCACGUGGUGUCCUCCUCAGUCUAUGGGCACUCUGGAGGAUGGACGUCUGAGGGACUUAGAGCUAGAGAAGGCAUCUUUACAAGCUUCCCUGGCAUGCUGCAGUCGGGGUGUUCCCUAUUUUCUUUUGAGGUAUCGACUAGAGGUGACCUUUUCGGGGGGGGGGGGUGUUUGAGACAGAACCUUACCAGUAGGCCACAGCCUUGUGGUGAUUCACAGAUUAAUAGAAAUGGGUUAAUAUAAGAUGUCAGAGUUAGCUAGAAGUAUGCCUAAGCUAUUGGCCAAACAGUGUUGUAAUUAAUAUAGUUUCUGUGUGGUUAUUCAGGUCUGAGCAGUGGGGGAAAUGAAAGCACAGUCUGCCUACAAGUGAUACCCUAACAGCUGGGGCUAACACACAUGGUCUGCCUUCCACUUCAGGUCCCGGUUCUUGUACACCCGCUCAGGGUAAGGAGGGAAGUAGCUGAGAGCAUGCCUGCUGCUCAGUACCCCUGUUUGAGCAAGCAGCUGGAUGGGGUCUUCUAGGUGCGCAUGCUCCUUCCCAGAGUUGAGGUGUUGAGUGCGGCUCCUACCAGGCGGUCCCAGAACUGGCGGUAAAGGUACCUCUACCAUAUUGAAAGACUGAGAAAGGCGGAGCCAGCAUCUAGGGCUGCUGUGAACACACUACUUACCAUUUUAAAAUGCUUCUUGUCAGAAAAGUAUUUCAGAUAGGACAGAUUCAGACAUAAAAGACCUCUAAAUGAGGGCUGGAGAGAUGGCUCAGAGGUUGAGGGCAUUGCCUGCUCUUCUGGAGGUCCUGAGUUCAGUUCCCAGCGGCCACAUGGUGGCUCAUAACCAUCUGUAAUGGGGUCUGGUGCUCUCUUCUGGCCAGCAGGCAUAUACGCAGAUAGAAUAUUGUAUACAUAAUAAAUAAAUAAAUAUUUAAAAAAAAAAAAGACCUCUAAAUGAUUAAAAAAAAAGACCUCUAAAUGAGACAUAGUAUGUUUAAAAAAAUGUACAUAGGCUUGGGAGAGAGAAGAAAAAGUAUAAACAAUUAUAAAAAGAAGUAAAGUCUUUAAAGAGACAGUAAAAGUAAUAUGAAAAUGCAGCCAUAGAUUAAAGGAGUAAAGAAAAAUAAGCCAUGUAAAGAUGAAAUAUACACAGACUCGAUUAUGUAUAUUGUUAUGUUUCUUUGAAUCUUUUGACUGCAGAGAGAUACUUGAUUCUGGGGGCUGCUGUUAAUCCAGCAUAUGCAUUUUAAAGGUAUCUUGACUUCAGAAUUUGGGUCUAAGGAUUUGCUGCUUUGGAAAAGAGGUUCUGCUUUUGUUUCCACAGAGGAUAGAAAGCUGUGGAUUCCUUACCAGAUAAUACAGUUUAUCAAACAAGACCUCUUGAAACAAUGGCCCAGAUGGUCCAACAUCCAUGACAGCUUCAGGACUGCUGGUUGAGAUGGAUCUGCCACAUAGGAUGCCCCAUGAAAGACCUGAUUAACAGCGCUCCCAGUCAGCAGGAAGUAGUCUAGAGGACAACGCCCAAAUUCCCUAAAUGAUUGUUUAUAAAUGUUUAUUUACAUUUAAAGGGGAUAUGAUAUAGAGAUGAAUACUUUGUAUUGGUAUGAAUUUUGGUUUAUUGAUACAAAUUUAAGGUCAGUUUUGUUGUAUGUAUAUUUCUGCUCUUGAUUUAUGUGUUUAUGCAAUUCAUUUGAAAAUGUAUAAUUAAGAAAUGCAGGUUAAUAGAUAGUCUAUAAUAGUCAAGCUUGUAGUCCAUGUUAGGUUUUCUAGAUGUACAGAGAUAUGUUUCAGAUUUCAGAUGGAUAGGUUUUCUUCAAACCUUUCAAAGACUAACAGAAUAUGGCAUUUAAAAUGUUUUAAGAACUUAGGACUUUUCUGACAAUGAGGCACAUCUGCUCCUGGCAGCACCAAUUACUUCAAGAGGAAGAUGGGCAUUGAAGAGGCUGCUUAUGCCUUUUGGGCAAGAAACUGCUCUUGCCUGGACUGCUUGAUGGUGUGCUGUUUUAACUGGAAAAAUGACUGCUGAACUUGCCUAAAGGUGAGACAGUCCUUCAGGAUUCCUGCUUCAUGAAAGAGUCUGCUAGACAUUCUGCAGGAUACAGAAGAAAGUGACUGACAAACUGCCAAUAGAGGUGAAACGGUCUUUCAAAUUACCUGCUUCAUAGAAAAGUCUGCACGGAUACUAUAGGUCUGUAGGCUGAAGAUGGAUGCCCCAGUGUUACAGAAGAACUUUGGGUGACUGUCCAGGCAGUGAGAUGUCUCUGUCAAUUCUAGAAUUUUGGAAGUUGCUUACAAUGCACUUCCUUUUAACUUAGGUAAUAUAUCCUUCUGGGGUCUUUGAUGGAGUUGAAGAAUAGAUAGUUGUAGUUUUCCUUAGUUAUGAUAAAAGAUAAAGUAUGUAUAAAUAUUGUAACUGUAAGUCUUGCUGAUAGCUAUUUUGUUAAUUUUACUAUGUUAAAGUUAAAACCUUCCUUUUUAUUUAGAAAGAAAAGGGGAGAUGAUGUGGGAUUCCCCUCUGUAUGCUAUGAAUAUGUUAUAUUACCAUUGAUUAUUAAAGAAGCUGUUUUAGCCAGUGGCUUAGUAGAGUAAAGCCAGGUGGGAAAUCCGAACAGAGAUAUAGAGAGAAAGUAGGCAGAGUCAGAGAGAUGGCAUGUAACUGCUGAAUGAGAAAGAUGCCAGCUGCCAGCCACAACCUUACCGGUACACCACAGCCUCAUGGUGAUUCACAGAUUAAUAGAAAUGGGUUAAUUUAAGAUAUAAGAAUUAGCUAGAAAUAUGCCUAAGCUAUUGACCAAACAGUGUUGUAAUUAAUAUAGUUUCUGUGUGAUUAUUCAGGUCUGAGCAGUUGGGAAACGAAAACACAAUCUCCACCUACAGACAGGUCUCUACAUAGCUGAGACAUUCCUGGCUGCCCCAGAGCUAACUGUUUAGCUCAGGCUGGCCUCAGACUCAGAGAUCCACUAGCCUCUGUUUGGGAUUAAAGCUGUAACAUUUUUUGGUUUUGGUGAGAGGGUUUUGCCUAUGUAGCCCUGGCUGUCCUGGGUUUUAUUCUGUAGACCAGGCUGGCCUUGAACUCAGAGAUCCUCCUGCCUCUGCCUCCCAAGUGCUAGAAUUAAAGGCAUGUGCCACCACUGUCUAGCUUAGUUAUUC
Molecule: messenger RNA, 4809 nt
Organism: Chionomys nivalis (European snow vole)
Lineage: Eukaryota; Metazoa; Chordata; Mammalia; Rodentia; Cricetidae
Gene: Atg101
Product: autophagy related 101
Exons: 3
Coding region: 243-899 (218 amino acids)
Biological process (GO): autophagy; autophagosome assembly
Cellular component (GO): phagophore assembly site
Source: RefSeq, a predicted model, not a curated record